Messenger RNA from Macrosiphum euphorbiae (potato aphid), 396 nucleotides. NCBI's taxonomy places the organism in Eukaryota, Metazoa, Arthropoda, Insecta, Hemiptera, Aphididae. The record is from the annotation of a GenBank genome assembly.
AUGCGCAAUUCCAGCGCCGAGGUGAUCGUCUUUAUUCGCAAUUCGUCUCCUUCAAAACAAACCAACUCGACACACGCGUAUAAAUACGGGCCCAAGUCCGAUAGAUCCAGCACAAAGCAAUCAGCAAUCAGCACCACACUCGAUCGCUCAAAACGGUCUUCAGUACUCAACGAUUUGAAAAAAACCACAAGACAACCAAACGUCAACAUGUCCGGAAAGCUCGUUAUCUUUUUCUUGGUUGCCGUUGCCCUGGCUUGCAUCGGUUCCGCCGCCGCCCAAUACGUCGUCUACCCCGCUGAACCAGCCAUCACUUCCUACUACCACCCCUACGGAUACACCUACCCCUUGACUUACAACUACAGAUUCGGUGGUUACCCAUACCUCUUACGCCGUUGA